AUGAAUGGUGGCAACUUGAAGAAAAAAUGUGUGCUUAAGGAUGAUAACUCUUUGAAAUGGUUAAAUCUUCCUCCGGAAAUAUGGUUAGUUAUUAUAUCCAAAAAUCUAAACAAUACAUUUGAUGUUAUUCGAUUUCGCAGUGUUUGUAGUUUAUGGAGAUCUCUUUUUCCUCCUACGUUUUUGUCUUCCUCUUGCACAUGUCGCAUUCCAGAUGGUAAAUUUUUGCUAUUCAUCCAAACUAAAAUAUAUCGGCUAGAAUCCUCGUGUUCGUCUAAUAAAGGGUGGAUUAUAAAGGUUGAAGAAUCAAAAUCGGGGAAAUUUCGUCAUUUAGAUGUUUUGACGAAUACUCUCAUCUCACAUAAAUAUCCGUUUAAUGUGCUAGAUUUGACGAACAUACGAGUUAAAGAAUUGUGUCAUGCAUAUACUAUCAAUUUUUCUAAAGAUGGAGGUGAUUUGAUUAAAUUCGAGCCUCUUAAUGAAGUUUUUAAAGUAGUGUUGUUUCCUGUGGAGGGUUUAGGUCAAAUGGUGUUUGCCCUACAUAAAGAUAGAAAAUUGCGUGUUUCUAAUAUUGGAUAUAACAAUUUGAUUAUAGUGGAUGAUGGGAGUAGAGUUUAUGAUGAUAUUGUUUUUCAUAUGGGGAAGAUUUAUGUUGUGGAUAAUAACGGAAUUGUUUUUUGGAUCGAUUGUUCAUCUUUUAAGUUGGUUCAAUGUUCACCGUCUUUAAAUUGUGAUACUUUAAAGAAAAAGAAUUUGAUAGCAUCAAAUGGAAGUCUCUUUAUAGUAGAAUUGUAUUUGAAAAGAACUACAGUGAAUACUUGGAAAUUACACAUUGAUGUCAAUGUUUUAAGAGUUGGUGAAAAAUCAAGUGAAUGGAUUUGUGUAAGAGACUUGGGCGAUGCUUUGUUUGUUUUGGGUAAAGACACAAACUUUUCAUUGUUAGCUAAAGAUUAUCAUGGAUUUGAAGGGAAUUGCAUCUACUUCAUGUGUAAAGGAAAGACUUCUUGUUACAACUUGAAGACUUCAAGACUUAAGAUUGUUGAUGACAUAUUUGGACCUUAUCCCACUUUGUUCAAGAAGAUGCAUGAAACUAUGAAUUGUGAUAUAAAGAAGAAGCAAUUAGUAGAGUGUGAUGGAAGUCUCUAUGUGAUUGAUUUGUUUAUUAAUGAUAAAAAGUAUUACAAUGGUUAUUUCUCUAAAGAUGUUUUUGUGGAAGUUUAUAAGCUUGAUCAAGAAUGGGGUAAAUGGUUAGAUGUUAAAGAUUUGGGUGAUGUUUCAUUUGUUUUAGGAAAAGACUCGGCGCAUGUUUGGUUUGGCUUUUGA
Vicia villosa (hairy vetch) is the source of this 1320-nucleotide messenger RNA. Its product is annotated as F-box protein At2g26160-like. NCBI's taxonomy places the organism in Eukaryota, Viridiplantae, Streptophyta, Magnoliopsida, Fabales, Fabaceae. Bases 1 to 1320 code for a protein of 439 amino acids. The transcript is spliced from 2 exons. The record is from RefSeq and is a predicted model, not a curated record.